Symphalangus syndactylus (siamang) is the source of this 5687-nucleotide messenger RNA. It is a transcript of the gene NME6, whose product is annotated as NME/NM23 nucleoside diphosphate kinase 6. The record is from RefSeq and is a predicted model, not a curated record. Gene Ontology annotation, molecular function: nucleoside diphosphate kinase activity. Gene Ontology annotation, biological process: CTP biosynthetic process; negative regulation of mitotic nuclear division; UTP biosynthetic process. Lineage: Eukaryota; Metazoa; Chordata; Mammalia; Primates; Hylobatidae. Gene Ontology annotation, cellular component: mitochondrion.
UGCCUCACCCCGCGGCGCAACCGGACGAGGACCCCGAGCAGGGCUGCCCAGCGAGCGCCUGAAGGACCCGCGAGGGCCGCAGGCUAUCCAGCGUGGCGCCUGGUGGCCGGGGCUUGUGCCGGAGGACCAGGUGAACCCGGAGUCGGACUUCCGCUGCACUGGGGCUCCGAAUGACCCAGAAUCUGGAGUGGGCUUAGGCCCCGGGAGUGACAUGGCCUCAAUCUUGCGAAGCCCUCAGGCUCUCCAGCUCACUCUAGCCCUGAUCAAGCCUGACGCAGUCGCCCAUCCGCUGAUUCUGGAGGCUGUUCAUCAGCAGAUUCUAAGCAACAAGUUCCUGAUUGUACGAAUGAGAGAACUACUGUGGAGAAAGGAAGAUUGCCAGAGGUUUUACCGAGAGCAUGAAGGGCGUUUUUUCUAUCAGCGGCUGGUGGAGUUCAUGGCCAGCGGGCCAAUCCGAGCCUACAUCCUCGCCCACAAGGAUGCCAUCCAGCUUUGGAGGACACUCAUGGGACCCACCAGAGUCUUCCGAGCACGCCAUGUGGCCCCAGAUUCCAUCCGUGGGAGUUUCGGCCUCACCGACACCCGCAACACCACCCAUGGUUCAGGGCUACAUUAUGAGACAUACCAGAGCAAUCAAGUGCUUACAGGAAGAUCAUUGUGGACAUGAUAGCUACAAAUGCAGACACAGAUGGAUGUGCCUUAUUGAUGACUAUGUGUGUUCUAGUGGUGACAGACCUAAGUGUGCUAUGCAAGCGGUUACUCAAACACCACAACCAGCACUGCCAUGAGUGAUGUAUUUUUUUUUCAUAUUGGUGAACACCUCUUGGUAAAACUCAAAACUAUUUUCUCUUGAUUUACAAUCUACCAUGCAAAAAUUAUAUUAUCUAAAAUAGAUUUAUAUUCUAGAUUCAGAAUAUUACAAACAGAUCCAUGGGCUACAGGGGAAAAUAAAGGAGAGAGAGAAGAAAUUGAUAUAAAUUAAGAGAAUUUUUUAGAAGAUGGAAUGUGUGGAUCUCAUCUGAAUCCCGAUUCAAAUUUGCAAAAAAACUUUUGAGAUGAUCAGGUAAAUUUGAACAUGGACUAGGUGUUGGAUGAUACUGAAGCACUACUGAUAACUUUGUGAGUUCUGAUCAUGAUACUGUGGUUAUAUAAGAAAAUGUGAAGCCGGGCGCAGUGGCUCAUGCCUGUAAUCCCAGCACUUUGGGAGGCCGAGGCGGGCGGAUCACCUGAGGUCAGGAGUUCGAGACAAGCCUGGCUAACAUGGUGAAACCUCGUUUCUACUAAAAAUACAAAAAAUUAGCCGGCUGUGGUGGUGCACACCUGUAAUCCCAGCUACUCGGGAGGCUGAGGCAGGAGAAUCGCUUGAACCCGGAAGGUAAAAGUUGCAGUGAGCCAAGAUCGCACCACUGCACUCCAGCUUGGGCAACAAGAGUGAAAUUCCAUCUCAAAAAAAAUAAAAUGUCCUUAUUUAUUGGAGUUGCACUGUGAUAUAACAGGAGUGGUAUGUCAUGAUAUUUGAGAUUUGCUUUAAAUAAUUCAGCAAUAAGAGAAAAAAAGUGAUGUAGAGACAAAGGGAAAGAUGGAUCAAGGACGAAAACAGUUUAACACCUGAAAUGGAUCCAGUGAGAUCCAAAGUUUCAGGGUCAAGAUUAAUUUGAAUCAGAUUAUUUUAAGGCAAUUUUAACAUAUUCUUCAGAAUCAACAAAAUGUAUGAGCAUAAAGAUAGAGAGUAACAAGACCGGAUGAAACAAGACCAAAUCAGAUUGGCCAAUUGAAAGCUAACUUAAAUGGAUGAAUCUACACUGAAAUAGAAAUAGGCAACUAGGAUUGAAAUGAGGCCAAUUCAAAUUAGAUUAAAGCAGUGCAAAAUAGGUCUAAGCAGAUGCAAAGAGAACAAAUCAGAACUAUUUAAUUCAUAGCUUUGCCAGAUGAAGACAAACCUUGAGAAAGAUGCUGAGAGAAAUGUGAGGAACUUUGAAAAUCUGACUCUCAUCAAGAACUCAGGAAUAUCCAGAAUAAUUUUGUAUUUGCUAACCUAGUAAUCAGUUUUAGUUUUUAAAUAAGUGGAUAAAAACAUGAUGUAUGAUAUCCAGUGUUGCGGGAAGUCAGGGACCCCAAACGGAGGGACCGGCUGAAGCCAUGGCAGAAGAACGUGGAUUGUGAAGAUUUUAUGGACAUUUAUUAGUUCCGCAAAUUAAUACUUUUGUAAUUUCUUUUUUUUUUUUUGAGACAGAGUCUCGCUCUGUCACCCAGGCUGGAGUGCAGUGGCGCAAUCUCGGCUCACUGCAAGCUCCGCCUCCCGGGUUCACGCCAUUCUCCUGCCUCAGCCUCUCCGAGUAGCUGGGACUACAGGCGCCCGCCACAACGCCCGGCUAAUUUUUUGUAUUUUUAGUAGAGACGGAGUUUCACCGUGGUCUCGAUCUCCUGACCUUGUGAUCCGCCCGCCUCGGCCUCCCAAAGUGCUGGGAUUACAAGCAUGAGCCACCGCGCCUGGCCUACUUUUGUAAUUUCUUAUGCCUGUGUUUACUGCAAUCUCUAAACAUAAAUUGUGAAGAUUUCAUGGACACUUACCACUUCCCCAAUCAAUACCCUUGUGAUUUCCUAUGCCUGUCUUUACUUUCAUCUCUUAAUCCUGUCAGUUGAGGAGGAUGUAUAUCGUUCCAGGACCCUGUAAUAAUUGCGUUAACUACAAAAAUUGUACAGCAUGUGUGUUUGAGCAAUAUGAAAUGUGGGCACCCUGAAAAAAGAACAGGAUAACAGCAAUUGUUCAGGGAAUAAGAGAGAUAACCUUAAACUCUGACCGCCGGUGAGCCGGGCAGAACAGAGCCAUAUUUCUCUUCUUUCAAAAGCAAAUGGGAGAAACAUCGCUGAAUUCCUUUUCUCAGCAUGGAAUGUCCCUGAGAAAGAGAAUGCGCACCCAGGGGUAGGUCUCUGAACUGGCCCCCCCGGGGCAUACCUGUCUCUUAUGGUCGAGAUUGCAGAGGUGAAAUAAACUCCAGUCUCCCAUAGCGCUCCCAGGCUUAUUAGGAAGAGGAAAUUCCCACCUAAUAAAUUUUGGUUAGACCGGUUGAUCUCAAAACGCUGUCUCCUGAUAAGAUGUUAUCAGUGACAGUGGUCCCCAAAACUUCAUUAGCAAUUUUAAUUUCCGCUUGGUCCUGUGGUCCUGUGAUCUCGCCCUGCCUCCAUUUGCCUUGUGAUAUUCUAUUACCCUGUUAAGUACUUGAUGUCUGUCACCCACACCUAUUCAUAUACUCCCUCCCCGUUUGAAACUCCCUAAUAAAAACUUGAUGGUUUUUGUGGCUUGUGGGGCAUCACGGAUCCUACCAAUGUGUGAUGUCUCCCCCGGACGCCCAGCUUUAAAAUUUCUCUCUUUUGUACUCUGUCCUUUUAUUUCUCAAGCCAGCUGACACUUAGGAAAAUAGAAAAGAACCUAGGUGAUUGUCGGGGCAGGUUCCCUGAUAAUCCAGUAAUCUAUAAAACAUCAAACUGACAGAUUUAUACCUUAAAUGUUAAACAUUUCCAACUUCUAGGUCAUAGAAGGCAUCUCUUACUAUUCUCCUCCUUGUUCUCUGUACUCCAACCACCUUGGCCUCCUUGUUUUUCCUCCAAAGGACUAGAUAUGCUCCUGCCUCCAGGGCCUUGGCACUGCUUUCCCUUUGUCUGGAGCAGUUUCCCACUUGACCCACAUAUCCAACCUUCUCACCUCCUUCAAGCCUUUGCUCAAAUGUAGUUCCUCAUAGAGGCCUACCUUGAUCACGCAAUUUAAAAGUUCAGCCAGUUGCCUCCACACCCAGCACUUCAGAUCUCCCUUAAACUGCUCUACUUAUAUUUAUAUAUCUUAUACACAUAUAUUUUUUAGCUAUGUAGCACUUAUUACCCUUUGACAUAUAUAAUUUACCUAUAUAUGCUGCUUAUUGUAUGUUGUCAGUCUACCUAUACUAGAAUAUAAGCUCCACGAGAGAAGAAAUGCUUUAUUAUUCUAUUCACUGAUAUGUUCUAAGAGAUUAAAACAUUGGCUGGCACACUGAAUGUGGUCAGUAAAUACUUGAACGGAAAAAUGAAAGAAGAGAACAUGUCCUUACCCAACAAGACCAGAUUCCUGAGACUUUCCAGCAUCACUUCUUUGUAUAGGUUCCUCUGCUCAAGGCUCAGUCUCUUCCACUCUCCUCGAAAGUCACUGGUCCCUAAAUCAACCAAUAAAUUCAUACUAAUCAAGUCACCAUUAAGAUCCACAGGGAGGGCCUUCCUUCCUUCCUUCUUUUCUCUUUCCUUCUCUUUCUUUCUUUCUUUCUUUCUUUCUUUCUUUCUUUCUUUCUUUCUUUCUUUCUCUUUGUUUCUUUCCUUCUUUCCUUCUUUUCUCUUUUCUUUUCUUUCUUUUUCUUUUCUUCCGUCUGUGGCCCAGGCUGCAGUAUAGUCGGCUCGCUGCAGACUCCCUGCCUCCGGCUCCCGUGAUUCUCCUGCCCCGGCCUGCGGGCUGCCUGGGAUUGCCGGCGCGCGCCACCACCCCUGCCUGGUUUUUCUCCUUUGGCUAGAGGCGCGGUUUCGCCAUGUUGGCCACGCUGGUCUCCAGCUCCUGACCUCGAGUGGUCUGCCUGCCUCGGCCUCCCAAGGUGCUGGGACUGCAGACAGAGUCUCGCUCACUCGGUGCUCGCUGUUGCCCAGGCUGGAGUGCGGUGGCGUGGUCUUGGCUCGCUGCAGCCUCCGCCUCCCAGCCACCUGCCUUGGCCUCCCAGGGUGCUGGGAUUGCAGCCUCUGCCCGGCCGCCGCCCCGUCUGGGAGGUGGGGAGCGUCUCUGCCUAGCCGCCCAUCGUCUGGGAUGUGAGGAGCGCGUCUGCCCGGCAGCCCGUGAUCUGGGCUGUGAGGAGCGCCUCUGCCCGGCCGCCCCGUCUGGGAAGUGAGGAGCGCCUCUGCCCGGCCGCCCCGUCUGGGAAGUGAGGAGCGCCUCUGCCCGGCCACCCAUCGUCUGGGAUGUGAGGAGCGCCUCUGCCCGGCCGCCCAUCGUCUGGGAUGUGAGGAGUGCCUCUGCCCGGCUGCCCCGUCCAGGAAGUGAGGAGCCCCUCUGCCCGGCCGCCACCCCGUCUAGGAAGUGGGGGGCGUCUCUGCCCAGCCGCCCCGUCUGGGAGGUGAGGAGUGCCUCUGCCCGGCCUCCCCGUCUGGGAUGUGGGGAGCACCUCUGCCCGGCCACCCCGUCUGGGAGGUCUACCACGGAGGCCAGAAGCAAUGUGGGGGCUGGACGUGGUGGCUCACGCCUGUAGUCCCGGUACUCUGGGAGGCCGAGGUGGGUUGAUCACUUGAGGCUAGGGGUUCGAGACCAGCCUGGCCAACAUGGCGAAACAUAUGAAAAAUACAACAGACAAACGAACCAACCAACCCAGCGACAACAAAACGGGUCUACCCUGGAGUCAUACUCUAAUUUUUUCUAUUUUCCUCCCUUUCUGAUCCUUUAUCCCACUUUAUUUUUCUUCCUCUUCCUUCUCCUUUGUCAAAUAGAGGAUGCAGUUAUUAUCAUUGAUCCCUACAAAGUCCCUCUCUCAUUUAUUUUCUUUAAUUCCCACCCCCCAUUUCUAUUCCCGGUCUUCCCAUGUGCAACCUUCCUAAUAUGUUUGAUAUGCAUAUUUUUGUUUGUAUGUAUUUUUAGAAAAUGUUUAUUGUUUUGUGUGCAAAAAAAAUAAAAUUAAUAAAAAAGA